AUGUCAGAUAAUCAAUACGAAUUAGUUCAAUAUUGUAUAAAUACUCGACAAUAUUUAACAAUAAAAAUCUUGAAUUGUUAUUUUUUAUUACAUCGAAAUAUAAUUCAACAUUCAAAAAAUCGUGAAUUAAGUUUAGAAUUACCACCAGCUAUUAUUAAAAAUAUCUUUGGUUCCAAUCCAUUAUCAGUUAUAGAUGUAACAAGUACAUGUCAUGUUGAUCCAUCACUUUAUGAUAUAAUUAUAUUUUCUGAUAAAUCAGUUACUUAUACUCGAACAAAAUUUCUAUGUGAAAAUAAUAAAGAAAAAGAUAAUAUUGAAGAAACUAUAAAAAUAGUAAAAAAACGAAAAAUACUUCCAUAUUAUGUACAAGCAGAUUUAGAAUUAUUAAAAUGUAGUGGAAUAUCACAAAAUGAUAUUGAUUUAUUUAUUAAAAAACUUGAUGAUAAUGAUAAGAAAAUUGAUUUAUUUAAUUCGAAUAAAUAUGAUGAUCGAAUUCUUCAGAAAAUUAUUGAUUUUACUGAUAUAUCAACAAGAUUAAACUGUCGAUUAAUAUCAAAGAAAUGGAAAAUAUUUGUUGAUCGUUCAUCAUCAUGGAAUUAUGUAUGUUUGUUAAAACUAGGUCGAUAUAUUGAUCGAGCAUUGAAUUAUUUUCAAAAGAUUGAUAUUCGUGAAUUGGAUCUUUCACAAUCAAUAUUUGAACCUUACAAAUUUGAAUUAACAUAUCCUUUAUUAUUAUUUUCAUUACGAUCACUUUGUAUAUCAACUGAUUAUUCAUUAGAAUUCUUUACAUUAUUAUUUCGAAUAGCACCUUUUUUACAAUAUAUUAAACUUAUUCAAACAGUUAAUUCAUUAUCAAAAAUAAAAAAAUAUCAAUUAUAUGAUCAUAUUAAAUAUGUCAUAUGUCUGUGUCAAAACAAUCUAAAAUGUUUACGUCGAUUACAUAUUCAACUUCGAUCUGUAUCAGAUCAGAUAUUUCUCGAAUCUUCCUCCGUUACUUCAAUACCAAUUUCAUAUGAAAUUAUUUCGUGUUAG
This is a messenger RNA of Rotaria sordida, 1032 nucleotides long. NCBI's taxonomy places the organism in Eukaryota, Metazoa, Rotifera, Eurotatoria, Philodinida, Philodinidae. The record is from the annotation of a GenBank genome assembly.